UGUACCGGACCUUGGUUGGGUCCUCUUGGGUGGUGACGUAAUUCCCCAGCGCAUCGAAAAUCUUCUCAACAGUAAUCCGUUUUAUAUUUCUGUGUUAUCGACGUUAUUUUUCCAUAAGCCUUUAAUAAUGGCAUUGGAAACGGUCCCUAAAGACCUCCGCCAUCUGCGAGCUUGUCUCUUGUGUUCGUUAGUGAAGACCAUUGACCAGUUUGAAUAUGAUGGCUGUGACAACUGUGAGUCUUACCUUCAAAUGAAGGGGAACAGAGAGAUGGUGUAUGAAUGCACAAGCUCUUCGUUUGAUGGUGUGAUAGCCAUGAUGAGUCCUGAGGACAGCUGGGUAGCUAAAUGGCAGAGGAUAGGAAACUUCAAACCAGGUGUUUAUGCAGUUUCAGUGACAGGCAGACUACCUCCAGGUGUGGUGAGAGAGUUGAAGAGCAGAGGAGUGAUCUACAAAUCCAGAGAUACAGCAGUGAAGACAUAGACCACAUAUGCUACCAACAGAGGGACUACCUUUGAGGAUGUCUGUGAUGUCUCUUGGAACUGCUUUCAGCUGUUUAUUUCUUUUGUUGUGUUGUUAUUAUGAAUAUUGGUAUGGGUGCUAAAGGUGGAGAGAAUGUGUUGAAAAUGUUUUUUAUUUCUUUGAAUGAUCGACAAAAUUAAAAAUCAGUUUUAUAACAAA
Molecule: messenger RNA, 679 nt
Organism: Cheilinus undulatus (humphead wrasse)
Lineage: Eukaryota; Metazoa; Chordata; Actinopteri; Labriformes; Labridae
Gene: supt4h1
Product: SPT4 homolog, DSIF elongation factor subunit
Exons: 5
Coding region: 128-481 (117 amino acids)
Biological process (GO): chromatin organization; regulation of transcription elongation by RNA polymerase II; mRNA processing
Cellular component (GO): nucleus; DSIF complex
Molecular function (GO): RNA polymerase II complex binding; zinc ion binding
Source: RefSeq, a predicted model, not a curated record